Molecule: messenger RNA, 3072 nt
Organism: Spinacia oleracea (spinach)
Lineage: Eukaryota; Viridiplantae; Streptophyta; Magnoliopsida; Caryophyllales; Amaranthaceae
Product: pentatricopeptide repeat-containing protein At4g01030, mitochondrial
Exons: 1
Coding region: 131-2893 (920 amino acids)
Biological process (GO): RNA modification
Molecular function (GO): zinc ion binding; RNA binding; protein binding
Source: RefSeq, a predicted model, not a curated record
AAUAUUACAGACAACCAGAAGGAUAAACCUUAUCCAAACAAAGCAUAAAAAUGGUGGUCCAACCAUGGAAAACCCGCCUAAAACUCCCGCUUAACGGUCAUUUCUUCUCACACCAACUUCAAUUUUUCCAAUGGAAAUUCUUGCUGCAAAUUCUACUAAUACUACCACUUUCCACUCUGUUCUUCAAACCUCUUCUGCCUUCUCGAAGCUUUCCAGAAUCACUUCUUCAAAUUUGCAUAUUCCCCUUAAUUUUGAUUACUUUGAUGAUCCUGGUAAGAUAAACUCUUUAAAUUUAGUCAGUCAAUUGCAUGCCCAUGUCAUAAAAUCGCCCCAAUUGGUCAAUUCAGAUGUAAUUGCCCAGGAAUUGAUCACUUCUUACUUGAAAUUUCGAGAUUUUGAGUCCGCUGUAACGGUUUUUUAUCUGGGUUUUGGGAGGAAUUUUGUGUUAUGGAGGUCGUUUUUGGAGGAAUUCAAGAGUUUUGGAGGAAACCCGGUUGAGAUACUUGAGGUUUUUGUUGAAUUGCGUAAAAAAGGGGUGGAAUUUGAUAGCCGCAUAUUGUCUGUUGUAUUGAAAAUUUGUGCAAUUUUGACUAGUAAGUGGUUAGGGGUGGAAGUCCAUGCUUCUUUGAUCAAAAGGGGUUUUGAUACGGAUGUUCAUUUGAAGUCUGCAUUGAUGAACUUUUAUGGGAGGUGUUGGGGAACUGGUUAUGCAGAUAAAGUGUUCGAUGAAAUGCCUGAACGAGGAGGGGUCGCGUUGUGGAAUGAAGCCAUUGUCGCAGCUGUUCAGAAUAAGGGUUACAUGAAGGCUCUGCAAUACUUUCAGAAGAUGCAGUUUUUGUUUGUUAAAAGUGAUAGUUUUACAAUUGGUAAAGCUUUACAAGCUUGUGCUAAAGGGAGAGCUAUAGAUGAAGGGAAGCAAAUUCAUGGGUAUGUGUUUAGAAAUGACUUGGAAAAGGAUUUAGCAAUAUGCAAUUCUUUGAUUAGCAUGUAUGCAAAAAAUAAUGAGGUAACGCUAGCUAGGAAGGUUUUUGAUUCUAUGAAGAACUGCAAUUUAUCUUCAUGGAACACGAUGAUUUCUGCUUAUGCUUCGCUUGGUGCUUUUGAUGAUGCAAUGGAGCUAUUCAGCGGGAUGGAGUCCCAUGGUGUGGAACCAGACAUAGUCACAUGGAAUUCCCUCUUGUCUAGUCAUUUACAAUAUGGGUUAUAUCAUCAAGUUCUGAACAUUCUACACGAAAUGCUUGUGCAAAAUUUACAACCAAACCCAAGCUCCAUUACCCCUGCAAUUCAAGCAAUUAGCGAGUUGAAUGUGAUCAAACUAGGAAAGGAAAUGCAUUGCUAUGUUUAUAGAAAUGGAUUUCAUUGUGAUUUAUACGUGCAGACAACAUUAUUGGACAUGUAUGUCAAGAAUGAUGAACUGAUUAGAGCUCGAGCAAUGUUCGACCUCAUGAAGACUAGAAAUAUUGUUGCCUGGAAUUCUUUGAUUUCUGGGUAUUCCUCUAAGGGUCUGUUUGAUGAUGCUAUGAUGUUGUUGAAACAGAUGGAAGAGGAAGAUAUAAACCCAGAUAUAGUGACAUUAAACUCUCUACUUUCUGGUUAUUCACUGAAUGGCCGUAUAGAGGAUGCGUUGGCUGUGAUAGAGAAAAUCAAGAUUUUAGGCAUGAAACCUAACGUUGUUUCAUGGACUGCCCUUAUAUCAGGUUGUUCACGGAACGGAAAGUACAAAGAUUCCAUAAGUUUUUUCAAUAAAAUGGUGGAAGAAGGUAUAAACCCUAAUGAGGCCACUAUAUGUUGUUUACUUCAAGCUUUUGCAGGUAUGUCUUGGCUACAAAAAGGUAAAGAGAUACAUAAUUGGUGCAUAAGAAAUAGGUUUGACACAAAUGUGUUAGUAGCCACUGCUCUUAUACACAUGUACAUAAACUCAGGAAGUUUGCAGAGUGCCUCUAUGAUUUUUCGAUGGAUGAAAAACAAGUCAGUUGCCACUUGGAAUUGCAUGAUCAUGGGUUUUGCAUCUUACAACCAUGGGAAAGAAGGAAUCACGAUUUUCGAGGAAAUGUGUGAAAUGGGAAUUCAUCCUGAUGCCAUAACUUUCACUGCUCUUCUAUCAUGCUGUAAGAAUUCAGGAUUACUUGAUGAGGGCUGGAAAUAUUUUGAUAGUAUGAAGACUGAUUACAACAUAGGGCCUACAGUUGAGCAUUACUCGUGCAUGGUUGAUCUUCUAGGAAAAGCUGGGUAUCUUGAUGAAGCUUGGGACUUCAUUAAAACAAUGGCUGUUGAACCAGAUGCUUCUGUUUGGGGUUCUUUACUUCAAUCCUGCCGAGUCCAUAACAACUUGGAACUCGGGAAAGUUGCAGCCAAAAACCUUUUUGAGCUAGAACCAAAUAAUUCAGCUAAUUAUGUUAUAAUGAUGAACUUGUAUUCAAUGUCAAGUAGAUGGGAAGAUGUGAAUCGUGUGAGAGAAGAGAGUUCUGCUCAAGGACUAAGAAUUCAACAUGGGUGGAGCUGGAUAGAAAUUUACCGUAAAAUACAUGUUUUCAGUGAAGAAGAAGCUCACCCAGAUAUAGGAAAUAUAUACUUUGAGCUGUAUCAGCUGGUAUCUGAGAUGAAGAAAGCAGGGUACAACCCUGAUAUCAAAUCUGUUUACCAAGAUAUAAGUGAUGCUGAUAAAGAGAAGCUUCUUGUUACUCAUACUGAGAAAUUAGCCAUUACUUAUGGGUUGAUGAAGAUCAGGGAUGGUAUUCCAAUCAGGGUGAUAAAGAAUACUAGAAUGUGUUCUGACUGUCACAUUGCUGCUAAAUUCAUCUCUGUUGUCAGAAACCGUGAAAUUAUCCUUAAAGAUGGUGUUCGAGUUCAUCAUUUCCGGGAAGGAAGAUGUUCUUGCAGUGAUAGUUGGUAAUAAGGUUGUAAGGGAUCUAACUUGUUCAAAACUCACAUGUAAUUAUAGACAUUUUGGAUUAGUAAAUUCUAAUUAUGUGAUUACAAUAGAUUAUAUUUUUGUAAUUCCCAACAGUUACCACUUACCAGCUAACUGGAAAAGGGACCAAUAGUAUAGUCUUUACGGUCCAUCUCUAUUUA